Messenger RNA from Motacilla alba alba, 2653 nucleotides. It is a transcript of the gene TMC6, whose product is annotated as transmembrane channel like 6. NCBI's taxonomy places the organism in Eukaryota, Metazoa, Chordata, Aves, Passeriformes, Motacillidae. Gene Ontology annotation, cellular component: plasma membrane. Gene Ontology annotation, molecular function: mechanosensitive monoatomic ion channel activity. Bases 110 to 2497 code for a protein of 795 amino acids. The record is from RefSeq and is a predicted model, not a curated record. The transcript has 20 exons.
GGAACCGGGGAGCCGCGGAACCGGAGAGCCGCGGAACCGGGGAGCCGCGGGAACCGGGGGCUGCUCACCGCGGCAGGGCCCGGGAAGGAGGCUCCGCUCGGCUCGCAGGAUGUCCCAGCCGCCCUCCAUCACCCUCCACGUCCCCGAGGGCACCGAGAGCGAUGGCCAGGAGCCCAGCCCGGACAACGAGAGAGCCCUGCACACCUCAUUCCACCAGCUCAUCCUGGAGCAGAGCAGCUUGAUCGAGGCAGGCCUGGAGCUGGAGUUGCAGGAGAAGCCCAGAGAGUCCCCAGCCUACCUGGCCGUUCCAGAAGCCUGUGCCAUGGCCUGGCCAGAGCCUGGGCAAGGUGAGGAGCACCCCAGCCCCUCCUCUGCCUCCCUGCAGAUCUUGGCCAGCAUGCCCAGCCGCACCAUCGGCCGCAGCCUCGGGGCCGUCAUCUCGCAGUACUGCAACCGCACGGCGCGGCUGCGGCGCCGCAGCGGCCGCCCGCCCCUGCAGCAGCUGUGCCGCGCGGCACGGCCCAGCCUGCGCCACUACGACCUGGAGACCGACCCCGCCAGGGCCACGCUGGAAGAGAAGCGGUGCCUGCUGGUGAAGGAGCUGCUGAGCCUCUCGCCCAGCCAGUGCAGCCACAUGCUGCUCACCAUGCCCCUCAGCCUGGCGGAGAAACGCAUCCUCCGGCGGCAGCUGAGCGGGCGGAGGGGCCCAGUGAGGCAGCGUGCCCGUCGCUGGGCCCCCUUCUCGCCCUGUGGUUGGUCCAGGGUCUGCGUCGGCCUCGGCUGCCGAGGUCUCUGGUACAGGCUGCUGUCCCUGCUCCGCGCGGCGCAGCCCGGGCACUAUGCCCUCAAGCAGAUCGGUGGCCGCUUUGGCUCCAGCGUCCUGUCCUACUUCCUCUUUCUCAAGACACUCCUUAUGUUGAACUUCUUUUCAUUCUUCAUCCUCCUGACCUUCGUGGUGGUCCUGCAGGCCGUGUACCCCACUGCAUCAGUCAGCCCCCAGCCCUUCACUGGCCUCGAGCUCCUCACAGGAGCGGGCUACUUCACGCACUCGCUGCUCUACUACGGCUACUACAGCAACGUCACCCUGAACGACCCCUGCCCCUCCAGUCCUGGGGGCAGCGUGUGCCCCCUCCCAGCCCCCCUGCUCCCCUACAACUUGCCUCUGGCCUACCUGUUCAGUGUUGGGGUGUCCUUCCUUGUCACCUGCAUCCUGCUGGUGUACAGCGUGUCCCGCUCUUUUCGGGAGAGCGUGAAGAGCCCCACAGGGGACUUGGCCAUCAAGGUCUUCUGUGCCUGGGACUUCAAGGUGAUCCAGCGGCGCUCGGUGAAGCUGCAGUGCGAGAACAUCUGCACCCAGCUGAAGGAGCUGCUGGCGGAGCGGCGCUCCCGCUCCCACUCCCAGAGCCUGGGGCACUGCCUCGUGAUGCUGCUGGCCUGGGGGCUGGCCCUGGGCUCGGUGUUGGGCUGCGUGCUGGCUGUGCACUACUUCUCAGAGCACAUGCACACGGUUCAGCAGGAGCAGCAAGCACAGGGCAGUGGCAGAUGGCAGCAAGAAGCCGUUCUGCUGGUCCUGCCCCUUGUGGUGUCCCUCCUCAAUGCCUUGAUGCCCCACCUGUUCAACUUGCUGGCGGUGUGGGAGAAGCAGGACUCCCCAGUGGCACAGGUCUCCGUGGCAAUCUUCAGGAACCUCAUCCUGAAGGUGGUGAUUCUCAGCCUGCUGUGCUACCACUGGCUCAGCCGGAGCGCUGUCUGCUCUACAGAGGAGUGCUGGGAGACGUGUGUGGGGCAGGACCUGUAUCGCUUCGUGGUGAUGGAUUUCAUAUUCACCUUGCUGGAUACGCUCUUCGGGGAGCUGAUCUGGAGGCUAAUUCUGGAGAAGAGGCUGAAGACAAAGCAGAGGCCAGAGUUUGAUAUAGCCCGAAAUGUGCUGGAGCUGAUCUAUGGGCAGACCCUGACCUGGCUGGGCGUUCUCUUUGCUCCGCUCCUGCCAGCUGUGCAGAUGCUGAAGCUGCUGCUGUUGUUCUAUAUCAAAAAGACCAGCCUGAUGCGGAACUGCCAGUCCCCCAGCAAGCCCUGGCAGGCGUCACGCAUGAGCACCGUGUUCAUCACGCUGCUGUGCUUCCCCUCCUUCCUGGGCACAGCCGCUUUCCUCUCCUACACCAUCUGGUCGAAGCAGCCAUCAGAAACCUGCGGUCCCUUUCGAGGGCUGGAAACCAUCUACAAGUCAGGGAAGAUGUGGGUGCUGGUGCUGGAGAAGUCCAACCCCAACAUCACCUGGUUUGCCUGGGUCUACCAGCACCUGCUGGAGAACACUUGCCUCCUGUUCUUCAUGUCUACGGCCCUGAUAGCUGUGAUCUACUUCAACAUCCAGGUGGUGAGAGGCCGCCAGAGGGUCAUCUGCCUGCUCCAGGAGCAGAUUGCCAACGAAGGGGAGGAUAAGCGAUUUCUCAUGCAGAAGCUGCAGGCCGUUUACGAGCAGAGACACAGGCGUUCCUGAGUCCCAGCUCCACAGGAAGGAAUGGGAUGGGAUGGACUCUGCUUGCAGCUGGGACUGAAUCUGUCCAUCACAACACAGCGCUGGAAGCUGGGGGACCGCGGAGCGCUGGGGAAGAUCCUCCUCUUGCCAUGGCCAAGGACCCACUGGGACGUGUCC